CAUUUCCCUAAUGUAGAACGGCCUUAAUAGGCUCCCUAUUCUGUUAUCACCAGGUGGCGUAUGGAUUUAUUUCCAAGCCAGAAAACAGAUAGAUCUGCUAUGUUCUGUUGUAUCUUUUAUCCACAGGAACAACGUGUCUGCACGUGUAAGCAUUCAUUAAGAGGGAAGAAGCAUCUAGGAUAGUUUUAUUAGUUACACGUUUCUCGACAUAGCUCGAGCGUACGUGAUCAUUUAUUGGAGAUUGAAGAUUGUCUUCCAUAAUAUUCACUACGUGAAAGCAGUUAUGGAUAAACCUGUGGUUUUGGCACGAGUAAUCAAGGUCUUGGGUCGCACGGGUUCACAAGGACAGUGUACGCAAGUAAAAGUGGAGUUCUUAGGCGAGCAAAAUCGCCAAAUUAUCAGGAACGUAAAGGGCCCAGUACGCGAAGGUGACCUCUUAACCUUGCUCGAAUCCGAACGCGAGGCAAGAAGACUGCGAUAGCGUGAACAGCAGCUUUGAUCGACACAGAAGAAUCAUUGUCAGUCAGUUUGGAUUUUAUUGCUUUUCGGAAAUUCACCAAACGAAUCACAUCAAUGGUACAUGAUAUAUACUCUAACAUGUAUUUUUCGGAUUGAAGUUGGUGUAUAACCAACUAUUUUUUAGUAUCAUGUGGAUACAUAUACAUCAUAUAUAUCAUAUACAUAUAUAUAUAUAUAUAUAUAUAUAUAUAUAUAUAUAUAUAUAUUGUGUAGAUAAACACAUGUUUCUCAAGAAGAAACAGUGAAAUAAGACUAUAAUCUGUUUGAAACAUUCCAAUUGCAUAAAAAUACUACUAAUAAAUUUUGGCUGGUAAAUAUAAA
Odontomachus brunneus is the source of this 840-nucleotide messenger RNA. RefSeq names its product 40S ribosomal protein S28. The transcript has 2 exons. Gene Ontology annotation, cellular component: cytosolic small ribosomal subunit; ribosome. The record is from RefSeq and is a predicted model, not a curated record. Gene Ontology annotation, molecular function: structural constituent of ribosome. Bases 284 to 481 code for a protein of 65 amino acids. NCBI's taxonomy places the organism in Eukaryota, Metazoa, Arthropoda, Insecta, Hymenoptera, Formicidae. Gene Ontology annotation, biological process: ribosomal small subunit assembly; maturation of SSU-rRNA; translation.